Molecule: messenger RNA, 1548 nt
Organism: Magnusiomyces paraingens
Lineage: Eukaryota; Fungi; Ascomycota; Dipodascomycetes; Dipodascales; Dipodascaceae
Exons: 1
Coding region: 1-1548 (515 amino acids)
Source: RefSeq, a predicted model, not a curated record
AUGAUUAAAAAAAAUAUGUCACUAUUCAGUACCUGGUUUGUGUCAGCAUUGACACUUUCUAGUUUCGCCUAUUCUGCUCCCCUUGAUACUAGUCUUGAUCUUGAAAAACGUCAAUUUGGGGGCUUGAUUUCUGAUGCAAUUGUACAAAUUAACCAAAUGAUUGGAUGCAAUGUUCCAAGACCAAAUCUUAACCCCGGAGAUAUUGGUAUGCUGGAAGAAACCGUUACUAAGCACCUGGAAGCCAUGAUUCAAUGUAUUUCUAAUGGUCAAUCUCUUGUUGCCCUUCCUUCAAGUUAUGUCGCUAGCAAUAGAGAUAACUCUCUUGACAAACGCCAAUUCUGGGAUGCCAUUGCUGAUUCAAUUGUUCAAAUUAAUGAAAUGAUUGGUUGCAAUGUCCCACGCCCAAAUCUUAACCCUGGAGAUAUUGGUCUGCUGGAAGAAACCAUCAACAAUCAUAUGGAAGCUAUGGCUCAAUGCAUAGCUGGUGGACAAUCUAAUGUUCGUCUUCAACUUGAAAAGCGUCAACUUUGGGAUAUGAUUGCAGAUUCCAUUGUUCAAAUAAACCAGAUGAUUGGGUGCAAUGUUCCAAGACCAAACAUUGACCCUGGUGAUUUUGCUUCAGUUGAGGAAACAGUUGCCAAGCACAUGGAAGCUAUGGCUCAAUGCAUUUCUGGAGGCCAGUCUAAUGUGGCUGUUCCUGGUAGUUAUGUUUCAAUUGACGAUAAUGAAAAAAACUCACUUCCAGUACUUGAGCGACGUCAAUUGUGGGAUGUGAUUUCUGAUUCCAUUAUGCAAGUAAAUGAUAUGAUAGGCUGUCAAGUUCCUCGUCCAAACCUUGCAUCUGAUAACAUUGACCAGCUUGGAGACACAAUUGCACAGCACAUGCAAGCAAUGACUCAAUGCAUUACUGGUGGUAAAUCCUUGGUUACUAUUCCCAAAGGAACUACUGAAAAUUCACUCGAACUUGUUCAAAAGAGACAGAUCUGGGACUGGAUUAGUGAUUCUAUCGUUCAGAUUAACGACAUGAUUGGAUGCAAUGUUCCACGACCAAAUUUAGAUCCUAGUAGCGUUGCACAAAUUGAAAAUACUAUUAGCAACCACAUGAAUGCUAUGGCUGAGUGCAUUGCUGGUGGACAGUCCAAUGUUCUUGCUUCGUCUGUUCGUCCUCCAUCAUUAAAGAGACGCAGUCUGGGUGAUGCUGAAAUACAGGGUGGACCCAGUCCAUACGGUCCUGGAUACAGCGGUUCCAACGGUCCUGAUAGUCCUGGAGGUCCCGGCGGUAGUCGUGGUAAUGAACCUCAUGGUCCCGGAGGCCCUGGUGGCCCCGGUGGUGGACAUGGUAAUGAACCUCAUGGUCCUGGUGGUCCUGGUGGUCCUGGUGGUCCUGGUGGUGGAUAUGGUAAUGAACCUCAUGGUCCCGGUGGUCCUGGAGGCCCUAAUGGUCCUGGCGGUUCCAGCGGUCCUGGCGGUCCUGGAGGUCCUGGAGGUCAUGGAAAUCCGUGGAACAAACGCUCCAUCUUUUCUGGGUUUCAGGUUGUGAGAAGAUGA